AUGGCCCCCUCAGAGGACCCCAGAGACCAGACAGCUGGCCUGAACAUCACGGGCCUUGACACAGACCUAGAGAUCAGUUCAGGUGGGAAGCCGGCCCACCAUCAGAAGGCCGUCCCCACUGCUCACCUAACUUUCAUUAUCGACUGUACCCGUGGGAAACAGCUCUCCCUGGCAGCAUCCCCAGGGCCGCCCAGAGCCCCAAGUCCCAACCUAGGACCUGUCACCCCUCUAAUGAAGACCUACAUCUUGUUCUGUGGAGAAAGCCAGCCCCAUCUGACUCAGGAGACCCCCCUGGGUGGGGAACACCUUGCCCAGGCCAGGGGUACCCUGCCACCCUGCAGAGGGACUGUGGCCCUAGGUCCUUCCCCAUGCAGCACAGUCUGCUCACAGGAGGCUCCUGAAGCCAAGGGGAGCCCCUUGAAGACUGGGCCCUCAAGGUCUUCAGCUUGGGAAACAGUCAUAGGCUCUCUCAAAGCCCUCUCCUCCUGUGUCUGUGGGCAGGCAGAUUAA
Molecule: messenger RNA, 510 nt
Organism: Pteropus alecto (black flying fox)
Lineage: Eukaryota; Metazoa; Chordata; Mammalia; Chiroptera; Pteropodidae
Gene: SRARP
Product: steroid receptor associated and regulated protein
Exons: 2
Coding region: 1-510 (169 amino acids)
Biological process (GO): positive regulation of intracellular estrogen receptor signaling pathway
Cellular component (GO): nucleus; cytoplasm
Molecular function (GO): nuclear estrogen receptor binding
Source: RefSeq, a predicted model, not a curated record